AUGGACAACAUAGUAUUUCUCGAGCCUUUGCCUAACGAUCCAGCUCUUUUGAUCCCGAAGGAUGAGGAUACGGGUACACAGGACCCUCUGCCUUCUCCUGACUUCCUCGCAGUGGAGGUAUUCUCGGACCGGCAGAUGGAAGUUUGGCUUCACUCAGGCGGUGGCCUUCGUGAUGGGCUAGAAUGUCUCGUUGUUGCGGGAUAUGAAUGGAAUAGAAAGACGUAUGUCGCCAAUGAAAGUGUUCGAUUUCGAGGGUUGUGUGUCUCAACACCUAGGGCCGACAAAGCCCGCAAGCGCAAGAGACGUGCAGCAUGGCGUCACGUUGAGGAAUCCUCGUCGUAUGGCUCUGAGGGCACCCCAUGGGGAAGGGUCAUUGAUGCAUACGAAAUUGAUGGAUACGAAAUUGACACUGAAAGCGAGACGUCAACACUCGGACAGUUCUGGAAAGAUGUUACACGGGCCCUAAAGCAUUCCGUACGAAAGACUGAGGAGCCAGCCUGGACCCUUCCCCCAAACACCUUGUGCUACUUUGGCACACAACAAAGCUUCAGUCAAGAAGCAAAGAAAUUUCACUACCUCUACCUACGUGUGAAGAGACCGAGCAAGUAUUGGGACGAUCUUUGGGAUGACAUCAUCCGCGAGGCUAGCGAAAAUCUAGACCAUACCGACGACGGCAAAAUUAAACACGACAACUAUCCAGAGGGUGAGGUGAUAGGCGCUGACGACCCAUACGUCAUUCUUGCAAUUGGAAUGGAGGUACGCUUGUUUAGAUGGGAGCAAGGUUUUGACGAUUCGGUGGAUGAAGGAGCAAGGAGGAAGAAGUCACCUUCCAGCACCUUGAGAGAAUUGAAUCCGGGAAAGAUCUUGAGUCUCUGCGAGAAGACCGACAGAGAGGAGAUUGAGAAGUUCCUGGACAUGGCUGAACAGCACAAGGAGACGAUCAAGGCAAGAAUCUCUGAGAAGUGUGGACGGGAGUUAAAAUGGUCCACAUAG
Molecule: messenger RNA, 993 nt
Organism: Letharia columbiana
Lineage: Eukaryota; Fungi; Ascomycota; Lecanoromycetes; Lecanorales; Parmeliaceae
Exons: 3
Coding region: 1-993 (330 amino acids)
Source: RefSeq, a predicted model, not a curated record